UCAGACGGCCUAGAGAGGUGCUGUUCAUAUGUGACUCUGUAGAAGCAUAUUCACUGGAUCUUCCUCCGGCGAGGAGAGGCGGGUGUUAGGGUUUUGCGCCAUCCUCCCGCCGCGGCCGCCCUGUUCCGGUACCAGAUCUCCACGUCCUCCUUCGUCCACCCAUAGCUCGGCCCAGCUCGCGCCGCUGCCGGACGCACUCGCCACAGUCCGCAUCUGCCUCGACGAGGUCUCUGCCCAGCCCGCGGUCAAGACCGCCUCUGCCCGAGCCAGCUCGCCCCCAAACUCGCCCCCUCUGCUAUCAGAAGCUUCUGAACUUGUUCCGAGGUACUCAAAACUCCUAAGAUGGUGGUUGAGGAACAUCCUCAGACCUCUAGGAAGAGGGCUGCAGAUAAACAAAUCAACAAGGACAAUCCUGAGCUUGAUGAUGGCUCACCAGAGCCAGAGGCAAGGACAUUUAAGAAAGCUCGUAAAGAAGUGCUGACAAUCAGAACGACUGUUGAGGUUACAAGCCAGCAGCCACUGCCAGCUCCUUCUUCUAAUCCUUUCUCUGCAAUCAGGUUUACCCCAAGUGAUUCUGGUGUUAAGGGAAGUAUCCCCAUCUCAAAGUCUCCACCUUCUGAUGUCGCGACAACAAAUGUAAAGGGCAGUGGAGCGGGUGACAAAGUCAAUGGUUGCAGCAAUGGCAGUCGAAAAGAUGCUGACAAGAAUGCAGAUUGUAACGAGGCAGCAGAGGUUCAGAAGGAUGAGUCGGGCAUGAAAGAUUUGGAUGCAGAAAAGAAAUCCAAUGUCCCAACUGGAUCAAACUCUCUACUUAUUGGGACUGAUAGCAAGGCAGACAGCACAGGCUUAGGAACUGGUGAGGAUGGAGUGCUGGUUGUAGAACCCAACGAAGAUAGCAGCAAAUCAUGGGGAAUCAAGAGUAAAACAGAAGAUGCGGUUGCUGAAGAGAAAAAGUGUCUGGCCAUGGAUGACAACGGCAAGUCAGCUCAUAUCAUGAAUGAUCUUGCUGAUAGACAUCUUCAGUCAGUUGUUUGCCUAAAAGUUUGGUGGAGGGAUUGGUCUACGGAGGGGAGGAGACCGAUUAUGCCUCGGGCAACAGGUUCCAUCAUUUAUUCAUCUCAGGAGUCCAUGCUAAUUCUCAGCUGCUCUACAAUUUUCAGAAAUUUCACCACAUGCUUUGGUCCCGCAUUUGAUACCAUUGAAAUACUAAAUGAGAAUAUAUUUCUUCAAGUGGACUUCUUUGAUGGGCAUUCAGCUAUGGGCAUGGUUUAUUGCAUCAGUUGGUGGAAAGACUUGUGUCUUGUACUUAUUCCUUUCCCUGAGAGGACCUAUGAACCUGUAAAGUUCAUGGAUGAUGAGAAUUUGAUGGAUCAGUCUAUUUACAAAAGGGGAACAAAAGUGUUCUCAAUCUUUUGUAUACCAAAUGGUCAGAAGAUUUUGUUUGGCACUACCUCAAAUGGUAAAAUAUGUGGCCUCCCAAUAAUUGGCAAUGAUUUGGGUCCAGUUUACGAUCCUGACUUGGAGUUUUUUGAGUUCACUAUGCCGGGGGGAAAGGAGUGUCCUGGGAGACCUGUAUUCACAGAUAAUCUUUUAGUUAUGGGUAUUUGCACUUGUCGAUUUGAUAAAUUGGAGUUUGCUCUUACGCUUGAUCAGAUUCAGCGGUGGCUCCAUGAUUGUUUUGACAUCGAGAUGACAAGUAGUAUGAAUAAAACAGUAGCCAGAUUAUCUAGAAUCAUAUCUAAGCUGCCGGUCCCCAUUUCCCCCACCCCGCAUUCGCCCCGGCAAGGUCUCUACCCAGUCCGCCAUCAAGACCACCUAUGUCCAAGUCAGCUCACCGCCCAAGCAUGCCCAGACGCCCCUCUGCUUCCAGAAGCUGCCAAGCUUGUCCCCAAGUGGCUGACCAUGGAUGACGACCGCAAAUCAGCUCGUAUCAUGUGUGAACUCGCUGAUAAGCAUCUUGAGUCAGUCAUUUCCUUAAAAGUUCAGUGGAAGUAUAGCUCUAAGGAGGGGAGGAAACCGAUGAGGUCUUACGGAACAGGUUCCAUUAUCCACUCAUCCAAAAAGUUCAUUUUAAUUCUCAGCUCCUCUAAAGCUUUGAGAGCUUUCACCACACGCCCUGGCCCUGAUUUUAAUUCAGUUGGGAUGCUAAAUGAGAAUAUAAUCCUACGAGUGGACUUUCUUGAUGGGCAUUCAGCUAAGGGGGAAGUAUACUGCGUUGAUUGGUGGAAGGACUUAUGUCUUGUAUUUGUUCCUUACCCCAAGAAGUCAUAUGUCCCUGUUAAAUUCAUUGACAAUGAGGACUUGAUGGGUCAGUCUUUUUACAAAAGGGCAACAGAAGUGUUCUCAAUUUUCUGCUUCCCCACUUGUCAGAAAGAUGACAAGGUUUUAUUUGGCACUACCAUAAAUGGUAAAAUCUGUGGCGGCCCCGUGAUUGGCAAGGAUUUGGAUCCAGUGUAUGCUCCUGACUUAGAGUUUUUGAGUUUGAUAUGCCGGGGUCACUGGGAUGUUAUGGGGCACCUGUAUUCAAUGAGAGCCAUCUAGUUAUGGGAAUUUGGAUUUGUACGUUUUGUGAGUUCAAAUUUGCUCUCAAGAUUGAUGAGAUCCGGCGGUGGCUGCAUGAUUAUUUUACGAUCAAGCCGACUAGGAGCAUGAAUGAAACAAUAACCAGAGUAUGUGCACGUAUAGUUAAAUCGCGUGCUUAGAGCAAGGGAAACAGAGUCUGUACAAAUGCCACUAAGAAGACCUUCAGUUUAGAAUUAGAUGUUAUACUGACCAAGGCGGCAUGGAAAAGUAACGUUGCCUUUGAGGGAUGUGUUGUUACCUUUUUUGCUGCGGGCUGAUUCUUGGGAAAGUUAAGGGAAUGUUAUACUGUACAAACAGAGUCUGUACUUUCCUUGAUUCUUGGGGAAAGUCAAGGGAAUGCAUAACAGGAUGAGGUAACGGUGUGGUUUACGAACCUUCUGCGUUGUAUUGGGAGCUUACUUGAUUCAGACGGGUGUAAAUAUAGGGCGUGGUUGCUGUAUCCUGUAUGAGACGUUUUACAUGUCUAAUGAUGAUGCCAAAACAAGGAGUCAUCUAUUUUGGAACGGAGGGAGUACAUGGUAGUACUACUGUGGCUGAAGUUUUUGGUCUACUGUCAAAGCCCUGACAAAAUAUUCUGCCUCUUCCACGAAGGAGCACCAGCUCCGGUUCAUCGCCCCACCCUCCGGCGACCAUGCUGCGAGGCCGCUCCAGAAACUAAUUGUAUUCAAGUAGCUCUUCUUCAGAAACUACUUGUUCGCUGAAGCAUAGCAUUAUUAAUGGUCAGUUCAUCAAUGGAUGAAUCAUGCCAGAUCUAUUUGAUUUGCAUAUAUCCCUGUAACGGCGGGUCAUCAGGUAUAAUGAAAGGCUUUUAUAAUGUUCAGUUCAACCGAUGAGAAAUUGUAAUCC
Messenger RNA from Triticum aestivum (bread wheat), 3429 nucleotides. RefSeq lists its product as uncharacterized. Bases 343 to 2541 code for a protein of 732 amino acids. NCBI's taxonomy places the organism in Eukaryota, Viridiplantae, Streptophyta, Magnoliopsida, Poales, Poaceae. Gene Ontology annotation, cellular component: nuclear pore. The record is from RefSeq and is a predicted model, not a curated record. The transcript has 9 exons.